This is a messenger RNA of [Torrubiella] hemipterigena, 4689 nucleotides long. Lineage: Eukaryota; Fungi; Ascomycota; Sordariomycetes; Hypocreales; Clavicipitaceae. The record is from the annotation of a GenBank genome assembly.
CAUGACAUUGCUGCAAACCACAAACUACUGAAACUACGAAAAGAAUUAUCGCAAAAUACCACGCCAUCAAAUAGAACAUCUCUUCAUAUACCGACAACACCCCGCACGCUGCAAUAACAAUAGAACUGUCACCGCCACGACCUCACGCCUUGAAUCCCACCGCCUCGGCCAUGUCUUGACGCGCCAGACGCUUCUUGGCCAUUUCUUCUAGCACUACAACACCGAUAUGCGCCAAUAGAUUGAUCCGUUACGACUAUAUACAGUAUCAUAUUAUCCCACAAACACCACACAAACGCGUCUCCGAUAGCUUCCAUGGCUGCGCGGCAAGGCGACCGCCCCGAGGCCGACGGCUUUGUCGUCAAGCACGACGGCCGCAAACCACUCUUCAACAAACCCAAUACGAAUAAUGCUAAUAAUUACCAAAAUCGCCCCUCCAAUUCCUUCUUCUCCUCAUCACAGCAGACCCAACAGGCCAAGCCACAGCCUCAGGGUCCAAACUAUGGCCGACCCCAAAACACAGCAUCGCGAAUACCACAGCCCGACAACCCCCCCGACAGUGUAGGCAGUAGCGGGGGUUUCGGUCGUCGAAAACACAUUUCUCUUGCUGAAGCAUUUGCUAUGGCUGAAAAGGAAGGUGGCGCAGACCACGACGAAGUCAUGGCUGGCUCUCCAAGUCCAGCACCAAGAAGCUGGCGCAAAACAGCAGAUCAGGCGAACGACGACCCGCGCCAUCGACGCUCCAUGGAUGAGAUUCGCAAGAGCCCGGCCAUGCGACAAGCCGAACGAAAUCUACAAGCAGCACGGACAAUGUCUCAGGAUAGGCUGGUCUCGGGAGAUAGACAGAGCAUUAGCGAUGAGAUUCCCGGUGUACCAAAGCUCGUUCCCGGAAUCGAAGACCUUCCCUUCAAGCAGACAGCGUCACCUGAAAAGAACUACGCAUAGGACCAUCCCAAAACACACGAAUAGAUGAAAUCCGCAACCGCGAGCGCCAGUUUGAAGUCAACAUGUCGCCACGACGAACACCUGUUAAUAGCGCUGCCCAACAGGCUCUAAGCCGGAAAGCAGAUGAAAUCCUUGCUCGUGAACGCCAAGGUGGCGACGAUAGCAUCAUAUCACCACGACCUCGAUUUGGAAGCGGGAAUGCAAAGGUGGACCAAGUUCAGCAGAGAGAAAAAGACGGUCUUACACCGCGGCAGUAUGCCGCGAUACGCUUGGCUGAAAUCAAGGAGCAAAACGCAGCAACAAGGACAGUGUCCCCGAGCGAGCAUGCCCGCCGUCGUGACGCCCUCACUUCUUCUGCACUUCGCUCUUCGUCUGCUAUUGGCACAGCUGGGCAGCGGGCAAUCCAAAGUCCUGGCAGUGCUGCUAAGCCGCGGUCUAUCUGGAGGCGCGAAGUCUCUUCAGCGCCGCCAACUCAAGCCGCCUCGUCAUCUGCAUCGUCUACCUCGCCUCCUGCGGCACCGAAUUCAUUUAGAGAAGCCAAUGCUUUGCUUCGCCGCCUCGGAAAAAAUGUGAGCGCCGAAGCUGUCGCGGCGCAAACCGACGCUCACCACGGUGUCACUCCAACGUCACCACCCGACAGCAAACGACUGGCAGACACACACCCCAGCUCACUUCGCCGAGCAACAGAAAACGCAAGAAGAAUCUCUGGCGGCUCUAACGCUAGCAGCGGAUAUCAGCGCCCAACGGUUGGAUUUGCAUAUAACAAGGCAGCAUCAUCCAGCGGCUCUUCCAAGAGCAAGCGAUCCAGCAUGAACUCAGAACCAGACCCUACCGCCAGGAUCGAGGGCGAAGCUAAGCUCUUUGCACCUCAAGAUAACUAUUCGGAACGGGGCUCGGUUCGUGCACCAUCACCUAUGCCAGAGGAAGACCAAGAUGAUGACCACGACAGAGCUGCAGACGCAACUCCACGACCUAGCAAACCGGAUCCCCUAUCUAUGCCCACGCCGCAAAUCGUUGGCGCCUACGUCGAAACUCCCUUAACUGCUCGGCCUCGUAGCCAGGUGCGCGAGAGGAGCAGGUUGCGCGAGCAGGAAAACGCUGUACCCGACCCAGAAACCAUAUUCCGCGACAAGGAAACAAGCACAAAAAAGGCAGCAGUCGAAGAGCCUAGAUCAAGACCAGCACAGCCAAAGUUCACUACAGAGGAGACGGUUCGCCCAACCCGAGAGUCUCGCCCGCCCAGGGAGCCCUCAACGUCAGCGUCACGAUCUCGAUCACGAUCUGCGUCCAAGUCCCGACCACCCGUGAGAAAUACAGCCAAGCUCCCCACUGCCCGACAGGACCUUCUCGACCUGCAAAAGUCUUACGACAUGGACGACACGACAAUUGACGACCUGGAAAAGAUGCUCGCCAAAACCAAAAGUGACGCAGAUAUUCUGGCAUUAAUUCAAGAUCUCCCCGCCACGGAAGAUGAGCUGGACGAUAUUGUUAGAGUUGAGGGUGUCGACAUCAAGCGAGAGUCGUCGGUCGAAGAGGCCUUUACGAAAAUGAAUAAAAACAUGAAGGCAGCGCUGCCAGAUGUCAAGAAGGACUUGGAGGCCGUCAAGCAGACUGUGCGGGCUGAGCAAGAGGCCCAAAAGCGAAUGCUCGAACAAGAAGCUCGGGAGAAGCAGGCACUUGAGAAACUGGCCCUGCAAAAGGCGGCCCGGCAGAAACAACAACAGCCAGUUACGCCUGUUGAAGAACUACCGCCACCCGUAGACGAGAAGCCGAUCAUCAAAGAGCAAACUCCAAAGCAACCACAGCACACCUCGACAGCCGCACAUCAGCAUCAACAUCACAAGCAGAGCUCCCCCGAACAAGAAUGCCCACUGUGCAUCACCUCCCCCAAGCCAGGCUCCAUCAUUGCCUACAUUCACUUCCCUAUCCCUCGCUUCUACCACCGGGACCCGACCUUUCGUCUUACACUGCUGGGCCUUUUUGUGACGCUACUCAGCAUGUGGUAUGCAGCUGAAACAACGACAUGUGCCAAGUUUUGCCGUCCGGCAACCUGCACGACGCAGUCGCCGUGCGUCUGGGCGUACGACGAUCCCACGUUUGGCUAUGCCAUCCCCGUCAAGGUUGACCAAUGGCUGACUGGCGGCUACGGCCGUGCGGUGACAACCCAUCUAGUCGAGGAGACACGAGACUGGCUGGCAGAUCUGUACGAUGCUGCCACGGGCCGAUCCAUCAACGACGCCGAUAUGGUCGGCAUGUCGUUUGAAGCCAAGAGGCGAUACCGCCGGCGACUAGCAAAGAAGGGCUUGCUUCGAUCUGCUAAGGAGCCUGUUGGUGAGACGCGCGCGAAAUGGGACUCGUGGAAGCGAGAGCGCACUGUGAGCGAGGAAGCCAAGGAUCGCGGUGGCCGGUAUUACGACGACGAAGCCAUUGGCGAUGACGAGCAAGUUUGGUAGUAACAACACGGGAUGGUAGUCACGGAUUAUAGCCACCCCAACAACUGCGGAGGCUUGAAUAGCAUGGUAUUGGAUACGGAGUUUGGGUAGGAUCACUAGCAAGCAGGCAAGCGCUGCCAUUGAAUUGAUCGAAUUACUAUUUUGUGUUUUAAACUACAAGCAACACCCAUCUCUUAUUGGCCCAGUGUCUUUCUCAUCCACGCAAUAAUCUGUACUCCCCACUGGUCCUCGGCCUGGCCAACCAUGAGACUCCACGGGUAACUCAGAUGGUUAUGGCCCUUAAGUUCAAGAUACUCGACCUGAUCCGGAAUGACUUUCUUGGCCGUCGCGUAGAACUUGUCGCCCGAGUCGAGCACCUCGUUGCGCGGAUCCCACUCAGCCUCAACAAUGAGCCACUUGGGCUGGACAUCCUGGUUUGCCACGCGCGUGGUGCCAAACACUUCAAGCUGGUGCUGCGCCGUACGGUCACGUAACUUGUCUCUCAUAUCUCCAAAGUAAGUCGUAAUCACCGGCGUGCGCUCAAGAUUCAUAGUGUCCCAUGUAAACGGGGCGCUUGCGGGGAUCGCACCACGGAGUCGAAGCGGCGAAGCACCCGAGACAAGACGGUUACGCUGGGCCGCAAACGCCGGGUCGAGCAGGAACGUGGCAAGAUGCGUGCCGCCAGCUGAGUGGCCCAUGAUGAAGACGUCGACGGAUUUAUCCUUGCACAGGUUAUGCUCUACCCAUGUGAGAGCGAGUGACAGGUCCUCGCCGCCAGACGGGUACACAGCUCCCUCGCCGGUGGGCUUGUGGGUAACGGGAUCUAUUGAGUCGACGCGGCGGUAGUCGGGGAUGACGACGGUGAAGCCGCGCUGGGCGAAGAAGGCGCCGAGGUUGUGGAAGGUCAGGCCGUCGGCGAAGCUGGUGUCGGUCUUGUCGCCGGCGACGAGGCCGCCGCCGUAGAGCCAGAUGAGGAUGGGGCUGGGCUGUUCGUGGGAUGUGGAUGUGUACACGUCUAGCUCGUUACGGGGGUGAGGGCCGUAUUUGUGUGAAGUUGAGGGGACGGAGAGGAUUUGGUCCUUGUUCUUGAUGAGGAGAGGGCCGAGAAGGUCUUGGAUGGGGAGGAGGGAGGGGAGGAUGGCGGUGCCCAGAUGGUUGACAAUGCCUUUGAUUUCAUCCAUGUUUGUUUGUAUGAGAUGCGGAAGUGAGUUUAUGAGUUUGUUUUGAAAUGAAGAUUGGGGGGAGAUGGAAGAGUAGUCGGUUAGAGACGGGCCGAAUGGAUGGCUUUUAUAUCUUGGUGGAUAUGCAUACCAGC